GUUUUAGUUAUCGCAGAGACAAAACUGUAGAUAGAUUCAAUUUUUAAAUUUUGUCAUACAAAAAAUAUUUUAAAAAAUAAAAAAAAAAAACAUACAAAAUUGAAAAAAAAAAUAAAAUAUUGGUCGGUGAUAAAUCAAUGCAAAUUAAAUAAAUUUGACGACGAGCAAUCGUUUACGGUUUUAUAGUGCUUUACGGGUUAUAUUAUAUAACAACAAAUUUAAAAAGCAAUGUCUGAUAGCAGCUCCAACAACGAUGAGGAUGAGGAGACGUCAAAAAGGAUUACCACUGUGGAUGAUGAUGAAAAACCACCCAAGACUGUUCAGAUAAAAAUCGUCAUGGUCAAAGUUGAGGCGGAGUCACCACUCCUGCGGAAUCAAGACAAAACUGAAUCACUACCCACCUCCGUAACAAACAUAUCAACACCACUUCUAGCUCCCAUAGCGAUACCUGAAUCGUUGUCUUCAUCUCCGGCGAAUGUGAGAAACGAAGCACGAAUACCUAAUAAUAACAACAAUAACAACAACAACAACAACACCACAACAAGUCGAAAUAAUAAUAUUAACUUUAAUAACAAUAUAUCCUGCAGAAGAAGAAGUUCAGCCUCAUCAGUUACCCGAUUAGAUACCUCAGACGGUACCAACGCUACCGCCAUUUACGACGCUACAUCAUCUACACAAUCCCUACAUAAUACACCCAUACACAAACAAACCCUCUAUCCAGUCGAUUCCUUUGCCCUAAUCGAAGGAAAACCACCUAAAGCUGCCACUAAAAUGCAAACAAAAGUCGAUGCUGUUGGAAAAAUAACAGGCGAAUGGGGCAAAUGGCAACUCCGAACAGUCUUAUUGAUCUUCCUAUGUAAAAUACCCUCCUCAUGGUUCAUGGCAUGCAUCAUAUUCACUGCACCUGCCCCACGUCAUGGUGAAUUCUAUUGUAAACCACCGGAUACUUUAAGUCCGCGAAAUCAUACAAAAUGGAUUAAAGUCUCACAUCCGGCACUGGAAGAAGUGGAAGAUCAUGAGUUUAAUAUAGACUUUUGUAAUGUUUAUCAGGAUGCGUUGGAACAUGCUCAUCAAUAUUAUCAUUAUCAACAUCAAGACAUGGAACCACGUUUGUGGGAUGAACCAUCAACAAAGAACGCUACAGUUAUUCCUUGCAAAGCCUUCGAGCAUAAAUCGGAUUAUCCAUCGCUGAUAACUCAGUUCGAUUUGGUAUGCUCACGUGAUAUUUUGGUUGCUGUCACACAAUUCUUCCAUUUGUUUGGUGUUCUAACAGGUGGCAUAUUGGCCACUCAUUUACUUAAGUACUUUAGUCCUCGCAAUGUUAUGCUCUUUGGAAUGAUUACUCAAAUAAUAUGCGGUAAUUUAACGGGUCACGUUUCAUCUUAUGAAUUACAUGUGUUCUUUCGCUGCCUUUCAGCUGUUUGCUGUUGUCAAAUGUAUACCGCUGGAGCUAUGAUUUUCAUGGAUAUUACAACAGGGACAUAUCGAACUGUAGUUUGUACACUGUUUGAACAAUUUUGGUCUGUUGGUGUCAUAAUGCUACCAGGAGUUGCUAGCUUUUCAAAGAGCUGGACAUUUCUCUAUAUGGCAAUAUCAUGGCCGACUGUCAUACUUAUUUAUUUAUGGAGGUGGAUUCCAGACUCACCGCGUUGGAUGAUACAAAGAGGUCGAGUUCUCGAAGCUAAGGCAAUUUUACAAGAAUGCAUCGAAAUGAAUGGCACAAAAUACUGUCUUCCACAUGAUAUUGACCAACAACUACAAUUGCAAGCAAUCACAAGUAUGGAAGCAGCUCCUCCAUCUGGAUGGUGGUCCCUAUGGAAGGGUCCUCGAGCUGUCCGACACAUGAUUUGCGUACAUUUGUGUUGGUCCUUAUACAUUGUAGUCUACUACGGAAUGUUGCUCAAUAUACGUUCAUUUAGUCGAGAACAUUUGGAAAUAAAUACGAUAAUAGCUGGUUGCUCCGAAAUAACUGGAACUUUUAUUGGAUUAUUGUUAAUUCUGACAACAAGUAAAAAGUGGCAAUGUACAGGUGCAUUUAAUAUUGUUGCCGGUAUGAUUGCUUGGUCAGCUUGGUUGAUUCCUGAUAGUAUUAAAGGAAAUCCACGUGUAGCCCUUCUAAUGCUAUCUGCAAUGAUAUCAAAAGCUGCAAUCUCUUGCACACUAUCAAUUCUCACAACAUGCACAACAGAAUUAGUUACUGAAGAUAAAAAGAAAAUCUGUGCAUAUUCGACAAUAGUUUGGGCACGAAUAUGGCUCCUAACAGCUCCAUUUGUUGGGGCAACUGUGAUUUUUGGGCAGCUUGUGCCACAAUCGGCAUUUGCCUCAUUUACAAUUAUUGGUGGAGUUUUAUCCAUCCUUAUAUCUAGUCCACGUACAAUAAGCAAACAAAAGACAACACUAACGACGACGACGACGACGUCAACACAAGACACAAAAUAUCCAUCUACAAAUCUCCAUCAGUCGUCGAAUAUUAAUAAUAACAACAACAAUAACAAUAAUCAAGCGUUUAGCAAAAAAUCGAAUCUACCUCCGGAAUUAAUACCCGGCAUUUGGACGACAAAAAACCACGAUGAACAUCCACAAGUGUGAUAAAAAAAAAGUUCUUGUGUUUUUUUAUUUCUUAUUUUAUAUUUAUUAUUUUAUUUUAACUACAAAAGGCUUCUCAAAAAAAUGGUUUCAAAAACCUUUAGAAAUUAAACAUACACUAUAUAAAAAAAAAAGUUGUCAACUUUCUACUCAAAAUUUACAAAAUGAAACAUUUUUUUGUGAGCUAUAAAUUACGCACAAGCAUUCACUUAGCAGCGCAGGGAAAUCGAUCCAUAGGACAUAAGUCCAUGAUGGACUUUAUUUCCCAUAAGUUGGGAUAUAACUCCACAAUUUCAAUAUGAACUUGUUUUCCUUCCUAAUGGGAUAUAAGUGUAGAAAAAAAAGUGUGGAGUUAUGUCGCACUUGGGUUACAAUUCCAAUAUGGAUUUAUGACCUAUUGGCCUCUUUCCUUGCGCCUCAUUUAGCUACUUUGAAAAUGUUUUUUUUUUUUGUAAAUAAAUACUUUUUUUAAGCUAUGAACAAAAGUAGUAAG
Messenger RNA from Episyrphus balteatus (marmalade hoverfly), 3079 nucleotides. Its product is annotated as solute carrier family 22 member 4. NCBI's taxonomy places the organism in Eukaryota, Metazoa, Arthropoda, Insecta, Diptera, Syrphidae. Gene Ontology annotation, cellular component: membrane. The record is from RefSeq and is a predicted model, not a curated record. The transcript has 6 exons. Bases 229 to 2589 code for a protein of 786 amino acids. Gene Ontology annotation, biological process: transmembrane transport. Gene Ontology annotation, molecular function: transmembrane transporter activity.